AUGGCCUCGCCGUCGGAGUCUGCUCAGGACGUUCCUGGGUCUGAUGCUGGGUGCGAACCAGACCCGGCUAUACACCACCACACCUAUCAUCACGUUCCAGCCGAUGAUGCUGACAACAGUCACAAUGUUGUCCAAGACCCAAUUGCCACCUCUCCCAGUCAUCCGCCUGCUGCCCAAGUAACCACGCCACUUCCUUAUCCUCCUCCAGCCUCUGCUGAUACGGCCGAGGCUGCUGCUGUUGCUGCCGCAAGGCGAGAGAAGGGUCGUGUCAGAUUCAACAGUAAUGCAACGGCCUCAAAACCGCCCGUCAUCAACUUCGAACCUCCUCCACGAGUACCCGAGCGCUCGGCUACGCCUUCUCCUAAGCUAAGGCCAUCAAUUCUGCGAGCAAAUUCGUCAGGAUCCGUAGCAACAGCUGAGGAUCUGGGGAUCAAUUUGGACGCUACUUCGGAAAAGGCUAUUUCGGCCGCCGUUGCUCAAGCACGAGCUCAGCAAGUGGCCGCCAAGGUUUUGCGCGACUCUCCGCCUGGGUCCAGAGCUUCCAUGGACUCUCUAGCCACGACAGCUGCCAGCGAUGGCGGUCUUCUUCCCAGUGAUUCUCACAUUCCUCUGCGUAACUUGGCGGCUGAUGGCACAGCUGUAGACAGUCAGCCACAAACUCCCGAAAACGAAACUGACGAGGCUGCGUUGAAGGAAGAGGCAUACGACCUUGUCAGAACCCACACUCGCCGUUUUGCCUCGGCCACAGCAAACACUCUCCCCGCAGAUGAAGAGGUCAUUGUCAGCUCAGCAAACGUCCAGCCUAGCCACGUGAACGGUGGACUGUAUGAUGGCGUGUACAACGUUCCUCCACCAAAGCGAUAUCGAGGAAGCGUGCUCUCACAGCUCUUGAAGCUGUACAAGCCAACCGAGCCCAGCUUGCAUGGAGCGCAUUCCCGAAAUUGGAGCUCCUCCUCCCCAGGUGCCGUUACGCCCCCGAGUCUGGAAUCUGGCACAGCUACACCCACCAGCUCCCGCAAGAAAUGGUACGAGGUGAAUCGGUCGCAGGACACGUUGGCAAACCUUGUGGAAGCUUCCACACGCCUCGCCAAUCCAAACAAACAAGCCCCGGAGCCGAAAAGUCCGGGGAAGAAGCGUCCUGGCGCCAAACGAAGAACCAGCAGCAAUCGACUAAGCGGCUUCUGGCAGAAGGAAGAGGCCCGGAUUACUGUACAUAUUGCUGAAACUCUCUCCCGCCAAGGAUAUAUCAUCAAAUUGUGUCGAGCACUCAUGCUUUUUGGUGCACCCACUCACCGUCUGGAAGAAUAUCUAACCAUGACGGCACGCGUACUCGAAAUCGACGGCCAGUUCUUAUAUCUGCCCGGCUGUAUGCUUGUCUCAUUUGACGAUAGAUCAACCCAUACAACUGAAGUCCGGAUCGUCCGCAUCACCCAAGGCAUUGACUUGGGAAAAUUAAAAGACGUACAUCACAUCUACAAGGAGGUCAUGCACGAUGUCAUCGGUGUGGAAGAGGGUACCCGUCGACUGGAUGAGCUCUUGAAAGCCAAGGACAAGUUUCGAGCAUGGAUCCGAGUCCUCGUGUUUGGAUUGACGAGUGCAACGUGUGCCCCGUUUUCAUUUUCCGCUCGACUUAUUGACUUGCCAUUGGCCUUUUGUUUUGGCUGUUUGGUUGGGUUGUUGCAGUUGAUUGUGACACCGAAAUCAAACAUGUACAAUAAUGUGUUUGAGGUGACGGCCACCAUUGUUGUUAGUUUUCUGGCUCGAGCAUUUGGAAGUAUCAAUGAGGGAAAUUUGUUCUGCUUCUCGGCCUUGGCUCAGAGCGGAAUCGUUAUGCUUCUCCCCGGAUACUCGGUCUUGUGUUCUGCCCUGGAGCUUCAGUCCCGCGCUAUUGUCCCCGGAUCGAUUCGCAUAGUGUAUGCCAUCAUUUACUCCCUCCUCCUUGGCUUUGGCAUAACGGUUGGUGCUGCUCUGUAUGGCCUCUUUGAUAACAAUGCGACAUCGGCAACCACGUGUCAAAGUCCCAUGCCGUCGGUCUACACCUUUAUUUUCGUGCCGUUUUUUAUACUGUGUAUCAGUAUUCUGUAUCAAGCUAAAUGGCGGCAAAUGCCAGUCAUGGUCUUGAUUGCGUUUACGGGUUACAUUGUCAACUUCUUCAGCAGCAUCAAGUUCGUGGCCAGUCCUCAAAUAGCCAACACAUUGGGUGCCUUGUCUGUGGGCAUUCUUGCCAAUCUAUACUCUCGCUUGCGCCACGGCGUAGCCGCUGCCACUCUCAUUCCCGCAAUCUUUGUGCAAGUACCAGGUGGCCUGGCAUCGACUGGAGGUUUGCUGAGUGGUUUGAGUACAGCCAAUCAGCUCACCAACUCAUCAACUGUGAUCAAUGGUACGAGCACGGUAAGAUUCAUCCAAGGCGAGUCAAUGAACACAGUCGUGUUUAAUGUUGCUGCCUCGAUGAUUCAGAUUGCGAUUGGCAUUGCGGUGGGAUUGUUCAUGAGCGCAGUCGUUAUCUAUCCGUUGGGGAAGAGACGAAGCGGCCUGUUUAGUUUUUAA
This is a messenger RNA of Metarhizium brunneum ARSEF 3297, 2547 nucleotides long. RefSeq lists its product as uncharacterized. Gene Ontology annotation, biological process: transmembrane transport. Gene Ontology annotation, molecular function: transmembrane transporter activity. NCBI's taxonomy places the organism in Eukaryota, Fungi, Ascomycota, Sordariomycetes, Hypocreales, Clavicipitaceae. The record is from RefSeq and is a predicted model, not a curated record.